AUGAUAAAUCGUUUUAAGGUAUGGACAUACACAGAGGGAGAAGUUCCAUUGUUCCAUGACGGUCCUGUAAACGACAUUUACGGUAUAGAAGGUCAAUUCAUGGACGAAAUGUGCGUCGAGGGACCAACGACUAGAAGCCAUUUUCGGGCGGAUCACCCUGAUAAUGCGCAUGUUUUCUUCCUACCAUUUAGCGUCGCAAAGGUCAUCCACUUCGUCUACAAGCCCAUCACCUCUGUCGAAGGUUUUUCGCGGGCUCGCCUACACCGCCUUAUCGAGGAUUAUGUUUCCGUAAUUGCAACUAAGUAUCCUUAUUGGAAUAGAAGCCAGGGAGGUGACCAUUUCAUGGUAUCUUGCCAUGAUUGGGCACCAGACGUGAUCGAUGGGAAUCCAAAGUUGUUUGAAAAAUUCAUAAGGGGACUUUGCAAUGCUAACACCUCGGAAGGAUUUAGACCGAACAUAGACGUAUCCAUUCCCGAGAUCUACCUUCCUAAAGGUAAACUGGGUCCGUCUUUUCUCGGAAAAUCACCAAGAAUUCGAUCUAUACUAGCAUUUUUUGCUGGAAGAACACACGGUAACAUCCGAAAAAUCUUAUUUAAACACUGGAAAGAAAAGGAUAAUGAUGUACAAGUUUAUGAACGUCUUCCCCCUGGAAAGGACUAUACCAAACUAAUGGGAAUGAGCAAGUUUUGUCUAUGUCCGAGUGGUUGGGAGGUCGCUAGCCCAAGGGAGGUCGAGGCGAUAUACGCUGGUUGUGUACCCGUGAUCAUAUCGGAUAAUUAUUCAUUACCAUUCAGUGAUGUGCUUAAUUGGGACUCCUUCUCCAUACAAAUCCCUGUUUCAAGGAUAACAGAGAUCAAAACGAUUCUUGAGAGUGUCUCUCUUGUAAGAUACUUGAAGAUGUAUAAGAGAGUCUUAGAAGUGAAGCGGCAUUUCGUGUUGAAUCGUCCAGCUAAGCCCUAUGAUGUGAUGCAUAUGAUGUUUCACUCUAUCUGGUUAAGACGACUUAAUCUUAGGCUUACUCCAUGA
This is a messenger RNA of Arabis nemorensis, 1026 nucleotides long. NCBI's taxonomy places the organism in Eukaryota, Viridiplantae, Streptophyta, Magnoliopsida, Brassicales, Brassicaceae. The record is from the annotation of a GenBank genome assembly.